Messenger RNA from Saccharomyces kudriavzevii IFO 1802, 717 nucleotides. RefSeq names its product ribulose-phosphate 3-epimerase RPE1 (gene RPE1). The coding region runs from base 1 to 717 and encodes 238 amino acids. Gene Ontology annotation, biological process: carbohydrate metabolic process; pentose-phosphate shunt, non-oxidative branch; pentose-phosphate shunt. The record is from RefSeq and is a predicted model, not a curated record. Gene Ontology annotation, molecular function: metal ion binding; D-ribulose-phosphate 3-epimerase activity. Gene Ontology annotation, cellular component: cytosol. Lineage: Eukaryota; Fungi; Ascomycota; Saccharomycetes; Saccharomycetales; Saccharomycetaceae. The transcript has a single exon.
AUGGUCAAACCAAUUGUAGCCCCCAGUAUCCUUGCUUCUGAUUUUGCCAACUUAGGCUGUGAAUGUCAUAAAGUCAUCAAUGCCGGUGCGGAUUGGUUACACAUCGACGUCAUGGACGGCCAUUUUGUUCCAAACAUUACUCUAGGCCAACCAAUCGUCGCCUCCCUACGUCGCUCUGUGCCACGUCCUGGCGAUGUUAACAACACAGAAAAGAAGCCUACUGCGUUCUUCGAUUGUCAUAUGAUGGUCGAGAACCCGGAAAAAUGGGUCGACGACUUCGCUAAAUGUGGUGCCGACCAGUUCACGUUCCAUUACGAAGCUACGCAGGAUCCCUUGUCCUUGGUCAAACUGAUCAAGUCUAAGGGCAUCAAAGCUGCCUGUGCCAUCAAACCUGGUACUUCUGUGGAUGUCCUUUUCGAGCUGGCUCCUCAUUUGGACAUGGCCUUGGUUAUGACCGUGGAACCGGGGUUCGGAGGCCAAAAGUUCAUGGAGAAUAUGAUGCCAAAGGUGGAAACUUUGAGAGACAAGUUCCCCCAUUUGAACAUCCAAGUCGAUGGUGGUUUGGGUAAGGACACUAUUCCUAAGGCUGCCAAAGCCGGCGCCAACGUCAUUGUUGCAGGGACAAGUGUCUUCACUGCAGCUGACCCUCAUAACGUCAUCUCGUUCAUGAAGGAAGAAGUCUCUAAAGAACUGCUUUCUAAGGGCUUACUAGAUUAG